This is a messenger RNA of Acaromyces ingoldii, 759 nucleotides long. Its product is annotated as Ribonuclease/ribotoxin. The transcript is spliced from 3 exons. The coding region runs from base 256 to 663 and encodes 135 amino acids. The record is from RefSeq and is a predicted model, not a curated record. NCBI's taxonomy places the organism in Eukaryota, Fungi, Basidiomycota, Exobasidiomycetes, Exobasidiales, Cryptobasidiaceae. Gene Ontology annotation, molecular function: RNA binding; RNA nuclease activity.
GCUAGCUCCGUCGGCAACUCGCCCGUGGCCCUGUCUGUCGAUUUAUUGCCCCGGAUAUUCCCUGUAUGCAGAAGUUCCCUGCGAGGAGACUGUCGAACGCCAACCAUGGAAGGAGAACGAGAGGGGUUUCGAUAAGGUAUAAGAGUGGGCCUCUUCCAUCGAUCUCCUCGAACCUCCUUCAAAGAUCUCUUUUGGACCUCACUCUCCCUUUCUCCCCCCUCUUUAUCUUUCUUCACCGUCUUUUGAUUGAUCAAGAUGCAGUUCAUCACCGUCGCUUCUCUCGCCCUGGCCACCGUCUUUGGGUUCGCCGCUGCUCAGUCUGGCGUCCCCAGCGGCACCAGCUGCGGCGGCCACAAAUUCUCUUCCGAUGACAUCACCACCGCCAUCAACGCUGCUCUCGACGACUCCGCCUCGGGCAACUACCCUGACAACUACCCUCACAACUACGAGCACCGUGCUUCGGAGGACAUCCAACUCGUCUGCGGUGACGCUCCCUGGUCCGAGUUCCCUCUCGAGAACGGAUACGCAUACACGAGCAGCAGCAGCCACUACGUGAGCCCAGGCGCCUACAGAGUCAUCUACCAGACCAACACGGGCGACUACUGCGCCAGCGUGAUGCACGAGAACGGCUCGUCGGACUUCGUCCAGUGCGACGAUGAGUAGAUGCUGUCUCUCUUCGUCGUCUCUCCAUUCCCCUUUUUCUUCUAAAAAUAUUGGCGCGUCAGUAGUUCCGCCCAAUCUCAAUAUUUUUAUUUCUUC